AUAUGCUUGAUUUGCACAGCUCAGCUGGUCAGAGGAUCUGAGACAUCCGUCCCCACUACAAGAAACUCACCCGUCACAGGGUUGAGCAAGAUGGAUUACCCAGUGUCAACUCCGGCCUAUGACAUUGAUUAUGGCGUAUCAGAGCCCUGCCAAAAAAUCAACGUGAAGCAAAUCGCAGCCAGGCUCCUGCCCCCGCUCUACUCGCUGGUGUUCAUCUUCGGUUUUGUGGGCAACAUGCUGGUCGUCCUCAUCCUGAUAAACUGUAAGAAGCUGAAGAGUAUGACGGACAUCUACCUGCUCAACCUGGCCAUCUCCGACCUGCUGUUCCUCAUCACCAUCCCAUUCUGGGCUUACUAUGCGGCAAAUGAGUGGGUCUUUGGAAACGCGAUAUGUAAGUUGUUCACAGGGAUGUAUCACAUCGGUUAUUUUGGCGGAAUUUUCUUCAUCAUCCUCUUGACAAUCGAUAGGUACCUGGCUAUCGUCCACGCUGUGUUUGCUUUAAAGGCAAGGACAGUCGCCUUUGGGGGGGUGACAAGUGGGGUUAUCUGGGUGGUGGCUGUGUUCGCCUCUCUCCCGGGAAUCAUCUUCACCAAAUCCCAAAAAGAGGGUUCUCGUAUUACAUGCAGCCCUCAUUACCCAUCCAAUCAGUAUUAUUUCUGGAGGAGUUUCCAGACGUUAAAGAUGGUCAUCUUGGGCCUGGUCCUGCCACUGCUUGUCAUGGUCAUCUGCUACUCAGGAAUCCUGAAGACUUUGCUUCGCUGUCGAAACGAGAAGAAGAGGCACAAGGCCGUGAGGCUCAUCUUCACCAUCAUGAUCGUUUACUUUCUUUUCUGGGCUCCCUACAACAUCGUCCUUCUCCUGAACACCUUCCAGGUCUCCUUUGGCCUGAAUAAUUGCAGUAGCUCUAACAGGCUGGACCAAGCCAUGCAGGUGACGGAGACCCUCGGGAUGACGCACUGCUGUAUCAACCCCAUCAUCUACGCCUUCGUCGGGGAGAAGUUCAGAAGCUACCUGUCAGAGUUCUUCCGAAAGCACAUUGUCAGACGCCUCUGCAAACGCUGUCCAAUCUUCCAGCAAGAAGCUCCCGAGCGUGGAGGCUCUGUUUAUACUCGAUCCACUGGAGAGCAGGAAAUCUCUGUUGGCUUGUGAUCUGGACUCGGUUUUUAUACACUGACUGAGCAGGGGAGCAGUUCUUUUGAGAAGGAAGUUACUGUCAUCGAGGGUCUAAGAUCCAUCCAUGUGGCAACUGCUGUAAGUAUAGGAGACAGUUCAAGCCCAUCAAUUCUAGAACUCUGAAUCAAAACAUGAGGGUGAAAUAGCAACCUUGUCAUCUGCCCUCCACAUACACCAACUUCUUGAUGAACUCUCCCUUCACUGCAAAAGCUCAUUAUUUAAAAAAAAAAAAUCCCCAGAGAAAUGCUGAUUCUUGAGUUUGGCUACCUGACCAGGAAUAACAAAGUGAAUCAAGGAAAAUAUUGUAUGGUUGCUUACUACACAUGGCAACGUACAGGUUGUAAAUGUGUUUAAAACAGGUGAUUGUCUUGCCAUGGGGAAGAGGCAUGAAGUGAUCUGUUAAGAAAGGACAUCUUCCUUGUGUAAUGUCCUUCUAAGGUGGCUUAAUAAGUUCCACAGGCGUUCAGGACCAGGUGAGAGCCAUUGGCUUGAUGAGAGCUGGGACAGCGUCUCCCAGGGAAGGGAUUUGAAGGGGUGGGCUGUUGGUGGAGGAAAGGGAACCUGAGCUCCAGGCUGCAGGUGCCGCCUGGGCAAAGACGUGUGACUGGUUGGGGAGGGCCCUGGGAGGAAGGACAAGGCUGGGUUAUGAGGAACCUGGACAGCACUGCUCGUCCAAGUCUGAAAGCAGAACAGGGACGCUGGCCAGUGUUGCAGAAGGCUCAUUCCAUACCCACAGGGUGACCCAGAAAGGUGAGCAUUUAGGGCAAAGAGACCAGCAACAAGGUCAGGGUGAGGAGGCCUCCACUUGGGUUGAGGCACAGGGGAUGGGAAGGAGGGGUGCAGAUUCGCAGCAUUUAGGAUGAGAGUCAGCAGAACUGGGGGAGGAUUUACGUGGGAGGUGAUAGGCACAGGGGAGUCAGAGAACCUAGGCUGCAAAAGUGCAGGUUGGAGACGUGUGGAAAAAGGAAGACGUUUAGGUGAGAAACAGGAGGGGUAGGUGAGAGAGGAAGGGUUGGUUUUGUGAGCUUACACACAUCCUGGGCUGACGGUCAGUCGUUCAUGCGCCUGCCCUCACAACACCCACCCCGUCCCAGCUCCAUCAAGAGGCAUCAGAUUUGUGAAUGCGUGAGCCUGAGGUCCAGGAACACUUCCAGGUCAGAUAUGAGACCGAGGCGCGCACUGAUGACAUAGUUAAUAGAAAUCCAGGGCUUCAUAAGCACUGAACCAAUAUGUGAAGGAAGCCCAAGUGACUAACUUUCUGCCGGCCUGGGGCACACCACUGUUUGAGUAUUAUCUUCCGGAUUUAACUAUCAGUAGGCAAAAGGGAGAAGGAACAUAUUCAUUUGGAAACAGGCUACCCCCAACUUUAUAACCCACAAAAAGUACAAUGGACCAACCUCCCUGUUUCAGGCUGAGUGUGGGGGCCUUUAGAUACUCCUUCCAGAAGCCUCUUCCAGACAAACGGAACCCAAACACUGAGGGAGUUAUUCAUUUCAAAGGGAGGACUAUGACUUUUUUUUUAGUUGCUACUUUUCUUGUUUUGUACAUGUCUGAGGCUGUUUUGAAUUUAGAGGUAGCUGAGACCAUGGUGGCAAAGAUUAGGUGAAGAAACAAGAAGGAGUGAGAAUCACUCGGAAGGUUAAGGUGUCAGAAUAAUAAGAGGUGCUACUGUUCUCAAACUCUGAAACCUGAAACUUGAGGGUUGGGGCUGUCAUGUGAAGUGACUAGAGUGCCUGUUCUUUGGCUCUUAAGGCUGAUGAAAAUGUGUAAGUAGCAUAUGACCCUAGCCUCUGGGUCAAUUCAAAGACAUCCUGAUAUCUUUGUGUGCAUAUAUAUGACAUUCCUAUGUAUAUAGAAAGUUAUAAAUUGCUUCAAAGAAAAUAUGCAUCUAAUAAAAACUACUCUAAUAGAUCGUGUUUUUGUUCUUUCAAUCAAGUGUACAUUUAGAGAAUAGCACACAAAACAAUGUGAGAGCAUUUUGUAAGCAGCUGUUUGG
Molecule: messenger RNA, 3169 nt
Organism: Hipposideros armiger (great roundleaf bat)
Lineage: Eukaryota; Metazoa; Chordata; Mammalia; Chiroptera; Hipposideridae
Gene: CCR5
Product: C-C motif chemokine receptor 5
Exons: 2
Coding region: 91-1149 (352 amino acids)
Biological process (GO): G protein-coupled receptor signaling pathway; cell chemotaxis; positive regulation of cytosolic calcium ion concentration
Cellular component (GO): cytoplasm; membrane; external side of plasma membrane
Molecular function (GO): chemokine (C-C motif) ligand 5 binding; C-C chemokine receptor activity
Source: RefSeq, a predicted model, not a curated record